CAGGAAAUCCCCUUCCUUGUUCCGCAGAGAGGCUGCUGAUGCUCGCUGCAGAAAAGGAGGCGACAUGAUGCUCUCCAUCCCCGCCGCUGCUCUCUCUGUCCUGCUAGCCUGCAUCCACACCAGCUAUGCUCUCUACUUCCACAUCGGAGAGACAGAGAAAAAAUGCUUCGUAGAAGAGAUUCCCGAUGAGACCAUGGUCAUCGGAAAGUACCGGACUCAGCUGUGGGACAAGCAGACCAGCUCCUUCCUUCCCUCCACCCCGGGCCUCGGGAUGCACGUGGAGAUCAAGGAUCCGGACACAAAGAUCAUCCUGUCUCGUCAGUACGGCUCAGAGGGACGCUUCACCUUCACCUCCCACACCCCUGGAGAGCAUCAGAUCUGUUUGCACUCCAAUUCCACCAAGAUGGCUCUGUUUGCUGGCGGGAAGCUGAGGGUCCAUCUGGACAUCCAGGUUGGAGAACACACCAACAACUACCCUGAAAUCGCUGCAAAGGACAAACUGACGGAGCUGGAGCUGCGAGUGCGGCAGCUGCUGGACCAGGUGGAGCAGAUCCAGAAGGAGCAGAACUACCAGAGGUACCGGGAGGAGAGGUUCCGCAUGACCAGCGAGAGCACCAACCAGCGCGUCCUCUGGUGGUCCAUCGCUCAGACCUUCAUCCUCAUCGUCACGGGGAUCUGGCAGAUGAGGCACCUGAAAAGCUUCUUUGAGGCCAAGAAGCUGGUUUAGGAUCUUCUGGGAGAUUUGGACUGAACAGAUGAGCAGAAACAUCUGGGAGGAGAUCCGGUUUCCAGCCAGAGGCCUGAAAAGGAAGCUUCUCCUUUUCACCCGUUUAUUUGGGACCCAGCGGACAUUUUUCUGUUCAUUAUGUGGUUUUUAAUGUCUGUGGAAAAACUCAGUAGCCAAGUUUCCAUUUGGUGAAUCCGUUUUUAUUUUUCAGCUCAUUUCUGAUCCUGUUCUGUAGGUUAUUGAUGCUGCAGGUCGGUUUGCCGUUAAUGGAUGUUCUGCUCCAUCUUGUUCAUGUUUAAAGCAGCAGAAUAGCUUUAAAACACGAACCUGUGAGAUAACCAGGCCACCGUAGACUGGCACCCGGCGUCCUCGUCCUGCAGACCGUCCAGAGGAACACGCCGGGUUCUGAUGGUGGGGUCUGCAGACGCGUCCCAUCACCGUCACUCUGCUUCUUUACGGCGCCUCUUAUCUGUGCAGGUCUCAGUUCUGAUGACCAAUCAGGGAGCAGCAUCCAGCUCAGAGGGGGUGGGGCCCAGUUUAGCUUCAUAGAAGUCAGAGUUAUGUGCAGAUGGAGCUGCAGUAACUGAACCUGUCUGAACCGUUGGAUAUUUGCUUUGUCCUCAACUUCUUCCUGAUGGUUUUAUUUUCCAGGAAUGUCUCUGAUCUGCUGCUUUAAAGCGAUUCAGGAACGUCGAUCCGUGAUCCGCUUCAUCCCAGUCCUCCUGUUAGGGGUCAUAAUGUUUCGCCUGGUUCCACAUGAUACAUUAGCCUGUUAGCAUGCUAACAGGAAGUGCUUUUAAAACAUUUUCCUUCAGGAACUUUUCAGAUUUACCACCCGUGUUUAUAAAUAUGUUAGUUUGUGUUUCAUUUAUUCAGUUUCUAGUAAAAAUUAAAGUUUUAUAAAAACCUUAAAGCCUGAAUAUUUGAAGGCUAGAAAACGGAUUCUUCUACUUUAUUCAGUUUUUUCUGAUGGUUCAAACAGAACUACAGGAUCAAAGUUUUGUUUCUAGAAAAUUAUUUUUUAAAUUUGAAAAAAGUGCAGCUUGUGAACAUAAGUAAAUUUUCUCUUUAGUUUCUGUAUUUAAGUGUCUGAAAUCCUUGAAUGGAUUCGAACCUUCGUCUUUGUUUAGGAUCGAUGUUACCGACUGUUUCCUGCUGGUCUUUACCGGCUGAAUCUCACAGUUCAAUCUUAUUUAUUUAAAACUUACAGAAUGUUUAUUUUUAUGUGUUUUUUUUAUUUAUUUUUUGUGGACGUGAGGCAAAUAUUUUCUGUUUGAAAUUUUUGAACCUGAACUGUUUAUUAAAACCAACUUUGUCUCAGAAAA
Molecule: messenger RNA, 2052 nt
Organism: Cyprinodon tularosa
Lineage: Eukaryota; Metazoa; Chordata; Actinopteri; Cyprinodontiformes; Cyprinodontidae
Gene: tmed4
Product: transmembrane p24 trafficking protein 4
Exons: 5
Coding region: 65-727 (220 amino acids)
Biological process (GO): intracellular protein transport; endoplasmic reticulum to Golgi vesicle-mediated transport; positive regulation of canonical NF-kappaB signal transduction
Cellular component (GO): COPII-coated ER to Golgi transport vesicle; Golgi apparatus; endoplasmic reticulum-Golgi intermediate compartment
Source: RefSeq, a predicted model, not a curated record